AUUAAUUAAAUUAUGUAUUUCCUUUUUGAAGCGUAAAAAUUGAUGGAAAAACAAGAAAGUUAUGAGUUUUUAAUUUCAGAAAAAAUACAUGAUAUUUGCUGCGUAUUGAGUGGACCGUAUCAGAAAGAGGGGUUAGAAAAGCCUACAGCAAAAGAUAUUCAUCCGGUACAUUUAACAAAUAUUCCAAAAUAUAGAAUCUCAGAUUUUCAAGAAUAUUUAUCAAAGAUUAACCAGGAAUAUCGUAAAUAUUGUUUAUAUAGGGAGAAUGAGAUAGAUAGGAAUCAUUAUGAACUUGAAAAAGAUGUUUUGAAGUUAAAUUUGAAUGAAUAUGAUACAAAAUCAUCAAGAUGUUCAUCAGAUCGAUCAUCAGGUCGAUCAUCAAUGUCGUUUGAUAAUUAUUUUGAAUCAAUGAACUCUAAUAAGGAGUAUAUUUCCAAAUUUUUUUCAGAAAAAAAGAUAGAAACGAUAGAUAAAUCAUUAUCAUCAAUUCCAUUAGUUUAUUUUAAAUCUAACUUUGAACUUGAAAAUUCAAGAAUAUUUGAUAAAAUUACGGAUAAUUGUGGGAUUUCAUCUGAAAAUUAUGAAUCAUCUUAUUGUAAUAUAUUUUCAAAUAAUACUAUUUUACAGGAAAAGUUAUCAUGGUAUUUAGAUAUUGUUGAAGUUCACUUGAUAAAGGAAAUAAAUAACAUAAGCUCUUCGUUUUUUUCAGUUAUAGAUUAUUUACAGGGUCUAAAUAAGGUAUCAUCGAGUUGUAUUGAUAAAAUAAAAGAGUUGAGAGCUAAAUUGCUUUACAAUAACGAUACUUUUGUGAAGCCUAAAUUGAAAAUUAUAGAAAUAUUAAAAAAGAAAGAAAAUUUAGAUAAGCUGACACUUGCACUUAAACACAUCUAUAAUAUUUUGAAUGAAUUUUCUGAAAUUGAGGAUUUAAUCAAAAAAAAAGAUUACAUUCACGCUUUGAAUGUAAUAGAAAAAAUUAAUAACGAAAUAAAAGGAAAUCUAGAUGGUUCUAGCAAUAUACCUUUAUCAAAUGUUGUUGCUCUUUCUUCUCUUGAAAAAGAACUGCAGAUUUUUAAAGAAGAAAUUAGGGACAAAUUAUUACUGGAAUUUAUAAAUGAGUUAAUAAAAGACCAUAAGCAGGUUAUUUUAUAUGUUUCUCCAGAAACUAUUGCCGAAAUUUAUUUAAAUUUUCAAAAAAAGAAUAAAAUCAACAAAAAUUCUACUCUAUUGUAUAUUGAUUUAGAUGAAGAUUUACGAAAGAAAAUUGAAACACUUGUUAUAGGGCUUUAUAUGACAGAUUCUAUUGAAAAUGCAUUAAAAUGUUAUUAUGAUGCAAUUUUAAAAGAAGUUAAAAAUAUUUUAGUAUAUAAUUUUUUAGAUAGUAAUAAUCCGGUUGAUGUAGAUCUAUUGUUAAAUCCUAUAACAAAAGAACAUACUAUUUUAGUAAAUUUAUUAAAAGAAAUGAGUUCAAAGGACUUUCUUCAAACAAUUGGUACAAUUUAUGCUUUGGUUUAUUUAUUUGUACAGAGACUAUCAAUUUACCGGAAAUUUUUUUUGGAUAUUACAUCAAAUUUAGUUGAAUUAAACCUUGCUUAUAAAUCAAAAUCAUUGAAAUCUAUAGAUAUUAGCGAUAUUUUAAUAGCUGUGAUAGAUUUCAUUGAAUCUGAAAUGGUUACGAUUUUAGAUAUUAGAAACUAUCAAAAUAGCAAAUUUUCAGAAAAUGAUGUAUUUCAUUUUUUCGCUUUAAAUACUAUGUUUUUAUCACAAAGCGAGAUUUUAACAGGAAAAUCACGGGAACUUCUUCAAAAAACUGUUUUGGCUCAAGUUAAACAAUCAAUUAAUAAUUAUCACGCUAAGAAAAUGUCACAAGAAACAUCAAUUCUUGAUAGAGAUCAAUGGAUUGCAGAAAAAUAUGUCACAGAAGAACUCGAACAUGCAAUUUUUUGCAUUAUAGAUUCUGCAAUUACUGAUCCAAUAUCAUGGAAAAAAGACUUUUUAUUUAAUGAAAUAAAAGAAUCAAAAUCGGAUAUAAGCCUAUUAAAUAGCACUGAUGAUAAUUCAAAAAACUCAUUUGUUAUUAUUCAGGAUAAAAAAUAUUUUAUUAUUGAAUCUUUGGCAUUUUUGAUUUUAAUUCUUCAAAGUUAUAUAAAAUUUUUCAUUUUAAUUCCUUCAAUGGCUUACGAUAUAAGUAAUAAUUUAUUGGAGUUAUUAGAGUUAUAUAAUUUCAAGGUUUCUCAAUUAAUUUUAGGAGCAGGUGCAAUAAAAACACUUGGACUUAAAACUAUAACAGCAAGACAUUUAGCUUUGGCUUCUCAUUCACUAUCUCUCAUUAUUUAUUUAAUUCCUUAUAUUCUUGAAUUUAUCAAAAGACAUUCAGGAAAUCUUGAUCUUUCCGAAUUUGAUCAAAUUAUAAAAGUUUAUAAAGAGCACCAAUUAGAAAUAAAUAUGAAAUUUGUUAGCAUUAUGACUGAUAGACUAGAUGUAUUUAUAAACUCCUCUUCAGGUAGCUUAAAAACUCUUGAUUGGUCAAAACCAUUACUUCAAGCUGAUGAUGGCACUUUAAAACCACAUGCUUAUAUGGAAUCUCUUGUAAAAGAUAUAUUAACUCUUCAUAAAAUUUUAACAAAAUAUUUAGAUCAAGAUACUAUACAGGAUGUUAUGCUCAAAGUAUUGGACAUUUAUAUAAAAGUAUUAUUGAAAAAAUAUAAUACCCUUUCUUUAGAUAUUGAGGAUAUAGAAAAACAUAUUUAUACAGAUGUUAAAUAUUUUAGCGAUAAUAUGGCUACAAUUGGUCAUGUAGGUCAUGAUGCCGGCUCAAAAUUACUUGAAAAUCUCCAAUCAAUGUUCAAGGAAUAAUAAACAUAAAAAAUUUCAAUUUAUCAAUUUAUAUAUUAUUAUGGCU
Molecule: messenger RNA, 2899 nt
Organism: Pneumocystis carinii B80
Lineage: Eukaryota; Fungi; Ascomycota; Pneumocystomycetes; Pneumocystales; Pneumocystaceae
Exons: 7
Coding region: 43-2853 (936 amino acids)
Biological process (GO): Golgi to vacuole transport; retrograde transport, endosome to Golgi
Cellular component (GO): GARP complex
Molecular function (GO): syntaxin binding
Source: RefSeq, a predicted model, not a curated record